Platichthys flesus (European flounder) is the source of this 2655-nucleotide messenger RNA. RefSeq names its product chromatin licensing and DNA replication factor 1 (gene cdt1). NCBI's taxonomy places the organism in Eukaryota, Metazoa, Chordata, Actinopteri, Pleuronectiformes, Pleuronectidae. The coding region runs from base 120 to 2156 and encodes 678 amino acids. Gene Ontology annotation, molecular function: DNA polymerase binding; DNA binding. The transcript is spliced from 10 exons. The record is from RefSeq and is a predicted model, not a curated record. Gene Ontology annotation, cellular component: nucleus. Gene Ontology annotation, biological process: mitotic cell cycle; DNA replication checkpoint signaling; DNA replication preinitiation complex assembly.
UGAAGCGUGGCUAUAUCCGGUUUUGUUGAGCUAUUGUUGAUGCUCGGUAUUUAAAUCCCUCCAGGUUGCAUUGAUAGCAGAACUCCACAGUGUGUUAUUGUUCCUGUAGCGGCAGCAGCAUGUCUCAGGCCCGGGUCACGGACUUCUUCUCCCAUAGAAAGAGCGGCACCGCUUGCCCUGUGAAAGCAGCCAAGCCGCGCAGCCGCGGCGCCUGUGCUCUAAACACCGGCGUGACCAGCAAACGCACACAGUCUGUGGAAAAUAAAGAAGCUAUACUCUGUUCUUCCUCUGUCCACGAAGAGUUUGUCCGACUUAUCGAAGAGGCAGCGGGGUCGAACGAUGAGAAGUCUGCCGGCAGCAACGCCUCUGCGCGACCCCCCUCCAGUCCCCGGACACCGAAGCGGACCUCGGCCGACGCCGAGUUUGACCUCGGGGCUGCGGUGUUUUCUGCAACCGCUGAUCACAGCACGGCCAAGAAGAAACGACAAGAAGAGGCCGCCCGAGAGUCUGCGGUCCCGGAGAGAACCAAGAAGAGGACUGCCAGGAAGAAGCUGGUUCUGCCUCAAGACUCACCACAGACGGCAACUCAGCCCCCGACCAGUGAGGUGACCCCACUUCCCUCGUCUCCAGCAGCCCCUGUGUCAGGAGUAGGACACAGUGCUGGGAACCACACAGUCAGCGGUGGGAACACUGUGGGACAGACGAGCAAGGCUCUGUGUAAAGAAGACAUUGCUGCCCUCAAGUCUCGCAUUCAGAAGAUCAAGAAACAUGCAGAGAAAAUAACCAUAACAGCUUCAGUUGCCUCUUCCUCUGGUCCGGCGCCCAGCUGUACGAAUCCCACUGACCCCAAAACCUCCACGCCCCCCAUCUCGGAUGCAAAGGCCAUUAAGCUCAAUGUUACACGAGUCAAACAGCUUGCAGUUAAAGCUCAGAGAAGAAAGGGGGAGAGAGAGGCAGAGGAGAGCAAGCAGAGGGAGACAGUAACCCUGGACAGAGCUGAGCAGCCAGCGUUCCAGCGGUACCACACCCUUGCCGAGGCAGCCCACCCAGGCCUCACCCUGCCAUACCAGUACAAGGUGCUGGCUGAGAUGUUCAGGAGUAUGGACACCGUGGUUGCCAUGCUGCACAACCGCUGUGAGACGGCAACCUUUGCGAAGGUCAAACAAGGAGUUCAGGAUAUGUUGCAUAAGAGGUUUGACGAGAGCCACGUUGGUCAGAUAAAGAUGGUGGUUCCUGAAGUCUACACAUUCAGACAAGAGAAGAACAUCCCAACCUUCAACAGCAGCAUUAAGAAGAGCAGCUACCAGCUUACUGUGGAGCCUGUCGUUCUCUCUGAUCAAAAUAAAGAGCGUCCUGUCCUGUCAGCCUCUCGUCUCCUGGAGAGAAGACGCACUUUCCACUGGAAUCUGGUGGACAUUGUCAAACAGCACCACAAGGAGUUCCUGUCUUCGCUGGUACCUCCAGUGUCUGUCCCAGAAGACAAACUGACCCGGUGGCACCCACGCUUUAAUGUGGACACUGUCCCAGCCAUCCAAACAAGCGCUCUGCCUGAGCCUCCUCAUACCGAGAAACUAGCCACAGCUCAGGAGGUGCUGGACAAGGCCCGCUCACUCAUCACACCCAAGAUGGAGAAGGCUCUGGUCUCUCUCUCGCUAAAGACCGAAGAUAAAGCUGCAGAAAGUAAGGAGCCCACUCCUUCACAAAACCCAGCAGCCCCCCAGACUCAAGCUCCAUCUGCAGCACAAGUCCCAACUGCCCUGAAAGGAGUGUCUCAGUCCCUGCUGGACAGGAUUCGAGCAAAGGAAUCCCAGAAACUCCAAGCGACCAUGACCCGAAACCCUUCUCAGGAGGAGCGUCUGGUGAUGAUUUCACGGCUUAGGGAGCUGGCAAGGAUUCUGCGAACGGUUUUCGUUGCAGAGAAGAAACCGGCUUUAAUAAUGGAGUUGGCCUGUAACAGGAUGGUGGCCAGCUACAGGUCAGCUCUCAGCACAGGUGAAAUGGAGAAGCAUAUUCGUCUGCUGGCAGAAGUUGCUGCUGAUUGGCUGACUAUCCAUCCAAUCAGGAAGGACUUCUACCUGAAGUUGAACAAGAACAUGGAGAUCAGCGUGGUUCUGGACCAACUGAGCAGACGACUGAGUGAGGAGGAGAGACUCUGAUAGACUCCCGAUUCAGGUGUUGCAAGCAAACAAUUUCAAGUGCCAUAGGGUAUUUUCCAUCAAGUAUUACAGCUCUGUUAUUAACAAGUUUAGCACAGUAUGUUUUGUGCUGAAUCCUGUUAAAUGCUGUUGGUAUAAAAACAGUCAGACUACUCUAUGAUACCAGGGUCUGUCCCAGAAGACCCCAGUGCUUCCCCAAUUUCCUGGAGCCACACUGGAAGGCCUGACGUGGUCUUUGUAUUCCCUAUAUGCUCCUGUGUUGUAAACAGGUUGUUUUAACCACACUUGUUUUUUUGUUUAGGGUUUUUUUUCUUGAUGAAAGUGUUAUAUCAAUGCCCACUGAUCUGUGCCCAUUCUUUGUUUUCUAAAAUAAACCACUGAGUGUUUAGAUUUUUAAAACGCUGUUUGAUAAUGUUUAAACAAUACAAUUUGACAAAGCUGUACUGUCUUCAAUAAUUUGUCAUGAAUGCAAUUAUUAAAUGGAACGGUCUGUAAAACA